This is a messenger RNA of Gilbertella persicaria, 892 nucleotides long. Its product is annotated as SprT-like family-domain-containing protein. The record is from RefSeq and is a predicted model, not a curated record. The transcript is spliced from 6 exons. NCBI's taxonomy places the organism in Eukaryota, Fungi, Mucoromycota, Mucoromycetes, Mucorales, Choanephoraceae. Gene Ontology annotation, biological process: DNA damage response. The coding region runs from base 154 to 879 and encodes 241 amino acids. Gene Ontology annotation, molecular function: polyubiquitin modification-dependent protein binding; metalloendopeptidase activity; single-stranded DNA binding. Gene Ontology annotation, cellular component: nucleus.
CAGUCAGGCAACAGAAAGUCAGGCAAGGAGCGCAAGACUGUAUUGACAAUGGAAGAUUUGACAGCUGCUUUAGCUGAAUAUGGUGUCAACAUCAAAAAACCUGAAUAUUAUUCAUAAUUCCCUCUUUUUCUUUUUUGUAUAUAAAAUAAAAUAAUGAAUGAUCAGAUAGCUGCGGAUGAAGCUUUUGCCCGUAUGUUGUUUGAAGAAGAACAAAAACAAUAUGAACAAGAUCGACAAUCAAGAAAGGAAUCACCAUGUCAUGUACUUGAGGAAACGAUCCCAGAUCUUCAUGAACUCUUUGUGCUGUUUAAUAGACUAUACUUUGAUAACCAACUAGACAUGGUAGAAGUUAAAUGGUCAAAGAAAAUGACUCGUUGUGCAGGCACAUGUACGUUUAAAGGAGGCAAUCAUUGUAUUAUCACUAUGUCUGAACCUCUUUUGAAAUUUCGUCCAAAGAAUGAUAUGAUAAAUACACUUCUGCAUGAAAUGAUUCAUGCCCUUUUAUUUAUCACACAAAAGAAUACAGACCGAGAUGGUCAUGGUCCUAUGUUUAUAGCAGAAGCAAAUAGAAUCAAUACAUUAGCCAACACAAAUAUCACAAUAUACCAUGACUUCCAUGAUGAAGUAGAUUAUUAUCUUACGCAUAUAUGGAAAUGUGAUGGUGUCUGUGCUGAUAAACCACCUUAUUUUGGGAUUGUUAAAAGAUCUAUCAACAGACCACCUCAACCUGCUGAUACUUGGUAUGCUGAACAUCAAUUGACAUGUGGGGGCACAUUUAAAAAGAUAUCAGAACCCAAUGACACAAAAAAGCAGAAAAAGCGUACAAAUACUCUGUUUAACUACUUUGAAUCCCAACAGACUAAAAAGCAUAAACAAUAAAUUUUACUCAACG